Molecule: messenger RNA, 3747 nt
Organism: Eurytemora carolleeae
Lineage: Eukaryota; Metazoa; Arthropoda; Copepoda; Calanoida; Temoridae
Product: aminopeptidase N
Exons: 24
Coding region: 352-3561 (1069 amino acids)
Biological process (GO): peptide catabolic process; proteolysis
Cellular component (GO): cytoplasm
Molecular function (GO): peptide binding; metalloaminopeptidase activity; zinc ion binding
Source: RefSeq, a predicted model, not a curated record
AUCAAAGUUAUGAAUCCUUCAAUCGGCGCUCAACUUAAUGGAAACCUAAUAUAAAGAAACUUUCUAUUUAUCAAAGAACACUACAGAGCCCUGAAGAAAUUUUCCGUUUCAACACAAAGUGAGCUUAACGCCCGACUCCCUGCAGGCUUAAAACCUUCUUUAAAAAAUAUAAACAUUUAAAAUAUUAAAUCUUAAUUAACUCAUAAAAAUCUAUUCCUUAGUUUUGAGGAAUAUUUGUAUAUUUUCACGGAUAAUGUUUUUAAACACCCUUCUGUGGAAAAGUUUGUUUAGUGACCGUUAUCUAGAGUUUAGUUCAGUUCCCCUCCUUCCCCCUUGGUAGAAGGAGAUAUUAUGGAGUCAUUCAACAACUUUAGACUCUUUUUCCUUUUAGGAUGCCUACUUCUCCCUGGUAUUUCCUCUGCUGGUAUAGAAGAUAUGGGUUUCAGUUUGGAUCGAACCUAUCCAGCUGAGAUUGGAGACAUGAACGCUACAGUUUGGUGCAGAGCUUCACAACCCAUCCAGUCAAGAAUGUGCACAAUGAGGGUUCCUGGAGACUUCAUUAUUACCUUGGAUUUAGAAUCAGGAGCUGUUAGCACUGGAAGUACAGCAUUGGAAGGAUAUACAGCGUUCACUGAUCAGGAGAACAGGAAGUGUGGAAUCCGGAUACAGUCAGUAGUGCUAGAGGAUCUAGGUCAAUGGGAGUGUAUGAUAGAGAAUGCUGAAGCUCCGAACCAAAUUGGAUUUGUCAACUUGUUAAACAAUGAGAUGGGGUUUGUGAAGGAUGUACGACUACCCCGACAUGUUCUACCUGUCUCCUACAACCUAUCCCUGAUACCCUUCAUCAUAGAGAACAACUACACCAUCGACGGGAACAUCAGGAUCGAGAGCAACAUCGUAGAGGCAGAAAACAAUUGCGAUGACAAGUGUAUUGUUAUGCACACCCGGGAUACAUAUAUAGACGAGGAGAGUGUUCUAGUGAGUAUGGACGGGUUUAAACUAACCGUCUCCAGUGUUGGAUACGACAAGGAGAGAGACUAUCUUAUCCUGUACCUGGAGGAACCACUCACUGCAAACCUGCCGUUAACAAUAUCAUUCCAUUUUAUCAGUCAGCUGCAAGACAACCUGGCAGGAUUCUACAGAAGUUCAUAUUAUGAUAAUCUCGCGAAUGUAACGAAGACGAUCGCAACUACACAAUUCGAAUCUACUGAUGCCAGGCGAGCUUUCCCUUGUUUCGAUGAACCUGAUAUGAAAGCAAACUUUACGAUUGGGUUAGGACGGAAGAAGAAUAUGAUAUCUCUCUCCAACAUGCCUAAGAGUGGGUUGGUUGAGCUGAAUGAGGACUAUGUGAUGGAUAUGUAUGAGACAAGUGUCAGGAUGUCAACUUAUCUUUUAGCGUUUAUUGUUAGCGAGUUUGGAAACACAUUUGCACCAGGACAUGAAAACUUUAAAAUUUGGGCUCAGGAGGAGAAAAUUCCUGAAUUAGAAUAUGCGGCAGAUAUUGGACCUAAAAUUGUUGAGUUCUAUGAGGAGUUGUUUGAUUACAAGUUCCCCCUGGAGAAGAUGGAUAUGGCGGCUAUUCCUGACUUCCAGUCUGGAGCUAUGGAGAACUGGGGACUGAUAACCUACAGAGAUACUGCUAUACUAUACAAUCAAGAAGAUUUCUCACAAAGCAGCAGAUUACGGGUGGUAACUGUAGUGGCCCACGAGCUGGCUCACCAAUGGUUCGGAAACCUUGUCACCAUGAAAUGGUGGAAUGAUCUCUGGUUAAACGAAGGGUUUGCCUCCUAUAUAGAAUACCUGGGAGCUGAUCAUGUUGCCCCAGAAAUGAAACUAUUAGACCAGAUUCUAAACUUUGAUGUUCAUGAUGUAUUCUACCUGGACUCCCUCCCCUCAUCCCACUCCAUCUCCGUCAACAUUGAGAACCCCAUCUUUCAGGAGAACUUCGACAGAAUCUCAUACGGCAAGGGCUCCGUGUUGAUCCGAAUGAUGGAAAACUUCUUGACAAAGAAAACAUUUAGACAGGGUCUUGCAAACUAUUUUAAGGCGCAUGCGUACUCAAACGCCGAGCAGGAUGAUCUCUGGGCCUCCCUGGAGGAUCAGGCCCAGGAGGACGGGGUUCUCAACCAGAACAUGACCGUCAAGCAGAUAAUGGACACCUGGACACUGCAGAAAGGAUAUCCGGUUCUUAAUGUAGACUUCCGGGACGGAAACUGGGAGAUAUCUCAGGAAAAGUUUAACCUUAAUGUUGAGGAGAAGGAGAAGAGUGAAGAACUCUGGAAGAUUCCAAUCUCCUACAGAAGUCUCUCAGAAAAUCUCUCAGACACAACAGUAAACUUUUGGUUGAGUGAGGCUGCUGCUACUAUUCCUGCUAAUUCAACUGAUUAUAAUGAAACCUAUAUCUUUAACAUUGGUCAAAUGGGUUACUACAGGGUGAACUAUUCUCCUGAAAACUGGAAUAGAUUAAUCAAAUCCUAUACUGAUCUUCCGAACUUAAGCCGAGCUCAGCUAGUAGAUGAUGCUCUAAACCUGGCCAGAGCCGGUCAACUUACAUACUCCAUAGCUCUAGAACUUGUUUCAAACAUCAGAUCUGAGAUGGAUUAUGUGACCCUGGGCUCCGCUAAGAAUAGUUUACAGUUCCUAAUGAAUAUGCUGGCCAAGGAUGAGAGGUUCCCCGGGUUCCAGGAGUAUGUCAGAGCUCUGCUCCAGGACGUUUAUCAGCAGGUGAGCGGAAGUAACUCUAAUGAGUAUAUGGAUGUAGUUACACGAAGCCUGGUGUUGGAUUGGGCCUGCUCCCUCGGUAUCCAGGACUGCAUUGAUACUGCCUUAAUAAUGAUUAUGUACAAAGUUAAUCCGUACUUUACUGCAAAAUUAAUAGUGAUUAUGCACAUAGUGAACCCUGAUGAGAAAGGCGAGGUGUACUGUACUAAAAUAUUAAUAAUGAUUAUGUACAGUGUGAACUCUGAUGAGAAAGGCUGGGUGCACUGUACUACAAUAUUUAUAAUGAUUAUGUACAGUGUGAACCCUGAUGAGAAAGGCUGGGUGUACUGUACUGGUAUUAAAUACGGAAAUGAGGAAGACUGGGAUUUAGCUUGGGACAGAUUACAGAAGACAAACGUCCUGUUGGAGAAGUCGACCUUGAUGACUGCUCUAGGGUGUACCAAGGAUACAGCUCUGAUUGAUAAAUAUCUUGAGAGAUCUAUAGAUCCUAACUCUACAAUCAGGACCCAGGAUAAGAGAUACGUUUACCUGGCAAUAGGAGACAGCAGCGAGGCAGAUGGGUCAGCUCGUAUGCUCACCUGGCUCGAGGACAACUGGGAAAAGAUUAAGGAGUUUUACGGGGAUACUUUCGUGUACAAUGUGAAGAACAUGGUUCUCAGGUAUCCGGAGUACUCCAAUACACAAGAGAGCUUUGAUAAACUUCGUUUGUUCCUCUCCACCCAUAGAGGAGAACUGGGGAGCUCAGCUGAAUCCGUGGAUCAGAGCUUAGAUAAAAUAUCCGCAAACAUUCGUUGGAGAGAACUCUUCUAUGAAGAUAUUUUCACGUGGGUGGAGGGGCAGUAAGGGAACAUGGCUGCUUGAAAAUAAAAGACAGAAAAAUAUAAAAAGAGCAAAAACUGAAUACUCGCCACAAAUUAAAUUUUUGUUUUCCUCGUAUAGCAUUGCUGCAACACCUCUGAUAUUUCAAACUACAGUGAAACCCUUAGUAACAAAUACAUCGAAAGAAUUCAUCAAAUGUCGUACUCUUCA